Messenger RNA from Cantharellus anzutake, 3975 nucleotides. RefSeq names its product trafficking protein particle complex subunit 10. Bases 30 to 3782 code for a protein of 1250 amino acids. The record is from RefSeq and is a predicted model, not a curated record. Gene Ontology annotation, biological process: early endosome to Golgi transport; intra-Golgi vesicle-mediated transport. Gene Ontology annotation, cellular component: TRAPPII protein complex. Lineage: Eukaryota; Fungi; Basidiomycota; Agaricomycetes; Cantharellales; Hydnaceae. The transcript has 18 exons.
CGGCAAGUCCCGAGUGCAGAUCCAGUGACAUGAGCCCGCCCGCCAACAUGGUUAUCGUAAAGGCAACAUACACCAUAUCUCUGGCUCUACAGUCCAACGAACUCUGGCACGAUCUGUUCGCAUCCAUAACAGGCCAAAUGCCUCUGCGUAACCUUCAUUGGAAAUCAGCCUCGCGGCCGGCUAUCCGAACAAUCCAAGAGUUAGAUGUUGACCUGAUACCUCUAGGCCCUACAGAACCAUCAACAGACCCACUUAAUAUCUUUCUUGACGGCCCUUUUCUACACAUUUACUUCAUGAUAUGCGAUGAUGUAGAUCAAUACAGAGCUACCGAACGAAAACAGGUACAGGAAUGGAGGCAGUCAAUAGCUACCAAAACCCAUCAGGACUGGCUCAUUGUUCUCCUCGUCAAACCGGACGUGCAGACAGGCAGUAAACGGCUAUUCCAGAAGAAGAGCACCGUUUUGGACAAAAUAAAGUCAGAUUUCAUGACUGAAAAACGUGAAAGAUGCGUCCAGCUUCAAUGGGCACCGGGCAUGACAGAUCCCGUUCCUUGGGCAGAUUUCCUCAAUCGUAUUAAAGAGGGUAUUAUUUCCACCAUUGACUCGUAUGUGUUGGUUCUUGAGGAAGAAGCAAAGAAGUGCGAAGGUCAACGGCAUCACGAGGGCUGGGAAUUUUGCGCGUUCUGUGCCAUAAAGGACACGCUGGCAUCGCUGUUCGAACGAAUGGGUUUGUGGGAAGACACCAUCGUCCAACUCGACGAGCUAGAAGCCUACCUCUACCAACUGUAUAAUGGUAGGUUUUCAUCUCCAAACAAUUUCCCAAAUGACCCUCUCCAAGAAUGGGGCAGGUCCCCACUCCGGUCGUUCGGGGGGUUGGGUGUAAAAGAUGACUCUCUGCCGUUGCUGUCUGCUUCGAAAAAGCCAUACAGAGAUCUGAUCGUCAUGAAAACCAUUUCCGAGUUUGACUUCAGAAUAUUCCUAAUUUCCCGUCAGUGCCGUGCACUUGCUCGAGUUGGAGAUGUUACUGGGUCAUUGAGGAAAUGUUUGCGGUUCAUCCAAACAUUCAGUCGAACCAUGUUACAGAACGGCUUGCAUCCUUUCUUUGUGGAAUCUUGGAUAUAUUCUGGGUCUCUGAAUGUGGUGGACAUGAGCCAGACAUGGACCCCUGCGUCAGAUCAUAAUGACGUGGUCCAGAAGCUGAGCGGUCUUCGAGGCGAGCUGUUAGAAUUAGCGAAGUUGCAGCUUGACAAAAUUGGGAUGCGGAGUGGCCACCUCCCACUCUCUUCGCCUUUUACAAUCGCGCUGUCAGGCUCAAGCUCUUACGUGGGUCCAAUUGACUCUGUGGGCCGGUUGGUUUCGCAAAAAGACCUUCUCUCUGCGGUGGAACAAAAGGACAUAUUUGACAAACUCUACACAAUCACAACUCACCGGGCCAUCGAAUGUUUUACGGCUGGGAAUAGGAAAAGAGCGGCAUUAAAAUUGCAUGGAUAUCUUGCUGCGUUUGACUUUCUUCGCAAUAAGUCACCAGCAGCGUCCCUUGCUUUCACCUCCUUGCCCCCCCAUUACGCAGGCACUAGAUGGAUGGCUUUGGAGGGAAAAAUGCGGAGACAUGCGCUCGAGAUUCUGAAACAUUCAGCGAAACCUCGUGACCAAGAUUGGGUCCUUGCCACCCUUUCCUUUCUUCGCUGUGUGGUCGCUCUAGAGAGUGAUCUCCAUUCAACGCAUGUGUUACUCCCAAGCCUGGGGCAUGACGGACGGGAUGCUCACGAGGGAUUCUCCAAGAUCGGUGAAGCACUCCAUUUCGCUGCUUCCCAGUUAACCAAAGAGGUAACUGUACCCAGUGACCAGCUAGUUAGCCUCAAAUCCGGCUGUCAUAUGGCUCGAUUUGAUGAACAGAGCCGACUGUACGUCAUCCCUCUGGUGAUCGUUAAUAAUCUGCCUUUCGAAGUCCUUGCCAGCCGGGUCUGUAUUGAAUUAUUGCGCGGAAAUGGGACCCGACCCGUCCGAUACACAUUCUCAAGCGAUGAUGGGAAGCUUCUUCAGGGGCCGAACACCCUUGAGGUUGGACAAAUGGGGCAAUUGCUCGUAGAGAGCGUUUCAAUUCACAUCUCGAAGUUGACCUUACGGCUAUCGACGCAGGACUCUAGGGUCAUUUCGACAGUCUUUAUCCCAAACACAGAGCAGUUGCUUCAAGCAAGGCUGGAGCUCCCGAGACACGUUGAAAUUGGGAAACCAUCUUUCGUAAUUAUUACCCUCGAGUCUGGCCUAGAUGACGUUCAAGACGUUACCAUUGUCCUGGAGAAAUGCCAGAAAGAUUCCAAUGUAGUUUACUUAUUGAACACAGCAUCAUUCACUGAGCGUGCGUCACACCAUCAGUAUGUGCAUCCUAUGACACUGACGAAAUUGAGCCAAAGCGAAUUUGGGGGUGGGAUCAGCCGAAUUUUACCCAGACCGUGUUGUCAUUCCGCAUCUUCCUCCGAACUCCAUAAUUCAUGUGGCAGCCCCAUACAUUGGGAGCAUUGCAACUUCAUGCCUCAAGGUAAUGCAACUGCACGACAUUUAACAUCAGGCAUCCCCUGGAACCUUGAGCAGGUCGGCUACAGGCUUCCGAAGCACCUUGAACACCCCAUAUCAUAUUGGCAAGAAACCCAACUACAGGAAGAUUUUCCCGUUAUUGUGAAUGUCCAAGAGCAUAUUCGCCACCAACGAUGCAUAUCUCGCUUCACAGUAUCGUCGGACGGAACGCACUGGGUCCGGAUUAGACAGGUUUCCCUGAAUAGCAUGUCGGGGUGCUUAGGUAUCACAUCGAACAACAAGUUUACGGAAGAGAUUCUAACUCCCACCCAACCCAUCGAUUUCCUCUUCCUAAUACGCUCUGAAGGCGCGGGAGUCCAAGAGCGCCUCACAUUUCAUUUGGUUUACCGCACGCUAGACGAAGAGCUAGAUGCAGUCCUAGCACACCUGGAAAAUAAACGUCUAGCUCGGAACACAUUUGCCCAACGACACAAACUGGUGAUCCACCAGAGCAUCAAGGAAGCAGUCCAGCAGAGCGAAGAUUGGACCCGCUCAUACCUGCACACAAAGGUAUUCCGCGUGGGGAAGAGUUAUCAAGUGGAACAUCAAGAUGACUGCUCUAAGGACGCCCAAUGGAAGAACCUGGUCAAAGCUUAUGAACCAUCUCUCGGUUGCACCCCCUUCUCAGAUACAGUUCCCAUCAUUUCCAAGUUGCUACCUUCCAUCCGUUCUAUCGUCGUAGAUCUCAGUGACACUGGUAAUUAUGCAAUGGAUAAUUGGAAAGAAAGAGAGAUGAUCUUGCCAGUCGAUCUUCCUGCUGUGAACGUUCUGAGCCGCGUGGAUGUUCUGGUACCAGAUUCCAUCCGUCAUUACGCUGGGCAACCGGUGGAUUGCAAAGUCUCAAUUCUGACACUGUUCCAACACCGCUGGUCUGGGAUGCAACUUGAGGUUUGCCGUCUCAAGUACAAUGUACACGGAACCGAGAGCAAUGCAUGGCUUAUUAGUGGGCCAAGUCGAGGCGAAUAUUUCGGCAAGGAUGGCGUCCAGCACCAAUUCGGACUCAGCUUAAUCCCGUUGCGUCAUGGAUCACUUCCCAUCCCCAGUGUGGAAGUCAGACCUGUGCUUGAUGCCGAUAGCGGUAACUACACGCAUGAGACUUACCAAAAGCAGGCUGCAACCAGGGUGCAGGUGCUCCCAAGAGGCAAUCAUGCAUCGUUUUUAGUCAGCCUCCCAGUGGCCGAGCGCGAGACGGAUAUUUACGAUGCGUAGCCGUUAAUGAACUUCAAUGAAUUUAUUUACAAAGACUUGAAGCUUUGGAGCACAAUAAUAUGAAAUCGAGCACAACAGAAGGAUUGGCUUCGUUGAUAUUUCGUUCAGGGGGGCCCCAUUUGACAACAGAGACAAAAGUAGCUCAGCAUUUUCACUUGGCUUGGAUCCAACGACGCUGCUAAGAUGAUGUAUG